AUGGCUAGGACAUGGCUGCUGCUUCUCCUGGCCCUCAGGUGUCAAGGCCUGCCCACAGGCAGAGCUGGUCUUCCCUUUCCAUCUCUGGCCCCACCUGUCACACUGCUGGUGGAUGGGAGGCAGCAGGUGCUAGUGGUCUGCCUGGUCCUGGAUGCCCCACCUCCUCACCUUGACAGCCCCAUCUGGUUCUCAGUCGGCAACGGCAGCGUACUAGACGCCUUCACCUACGGGCCCUCGCCAGCAACAGAUGGCACCUGGACGAGCCUGGCCCAGCUUUCCUUGCCUUCUGAAGAGCUGGAAGCCUGGGAGCCCUUGGUCUGCCACACCAGGCCUGGGGCUGGCGGGCAGAGCAGGAGCACACGCCCCCUCCAGCUGACAGGGGAAGCACCCACAUCCAGGUCGUGCUUUCAGGAGCCUCUCAGGGGGACACCGGGUCAGGUACUGCGGCUGAGCGUGCUGCGCCUGCUUCUCUUCAAGCUGCUUCUGCUGGAUGUCCUCUUGACCUGCAGCCCCCUCUGCACGCUGGCGGGCCAGCACCCACUGCCACCACCCCCAUGCCAGCCCCUGCCUCUAGCUCACCGGAUUUGGACAUAG
Messenger RNA from Acomys russatus (golden spiny mouse), 594 nucleotides. It is a transcript of the gene Ptcra, whose product is annotated as pre T cell antigen receptor alpha. The coding region runs from base 1 to 594 and encodes 197 amino acids. Lineage: Eukaryota; Metazoa; Chordata; Mammalia; Rodentia; Muridae. The transcript has 4 exons. Gene Ontology annotation, biological process: negative regulation of thymocyte apoptotic process. The record is from RefSeq and is a predicted model, not a curated record.